Monascus purpureus is the source of this 231-nucleotide messenger RNA. The record is from the annotation of a GenBank genome assembly. Lineage: Eukaryota; Fungi; Ascomycota; Eurotiomycetes; Eurotiales; Aspergillaceae.
AUGUCUAAGUCGAUAAAAGAGCUAUAUCGCACCUCUGGUAGCUCUAAUAGUCGGAUAGAUUCAAGUUAUCUCCAAUAUGGAGCCGAGCUUGCGCCUGCACCUGCGCCCAAUACGUCCCCGACGGGCAGCAAGACGAGCCUGAAACGGACACAUACAUUCUGGAGCUUUCCUGGAUUAGGAUCUAGCCUUGCAGAAGAAUGCUUGUACGCCGUAUACAAGUGGAAUCGGUAA